AUCAACUUUCACUCUUCUCUCACUCACACUCACCUCGUCCGUUAUGAUGCUCUUUGCGUGUUACUGUAAUCGUUUUUUAUUAAUUCUCAUCUUUUGAUCAACUGACAGGCAAACUUGACAAGUGCCAUCCAAACAGAAGCCAAGUCAACCUAGGCAGGAGUGGUCUCCCAGCUGGUUACCAUGUCAGCAGCCACGUCUGUGACCAGUUUUGUCAGGGCCUGUCUCUCUGGCAGGCAGUGUUGUCUCCCACUGUACCCCAAGGUUCUCAGACAGAGACUCCUCAGGUCAAAAACAUCACAGCUGUUUCCUGCCUCAUCGUCAGUCCGGCUGUUCUCUUCCACAGGGGAGCCACCAGACAGUAUUGAGGUGUUGUUACGACACAAGAGACGGCAGGAGGAGGUGGAGCUGAAGCAAGCCUCUGAGGAGACCUCGGAUAUUUUCAAAUUGGCCAUGAGGAAAGUACCACAGCAAGUGGUGGUUGUGACAAGUGGUCAGUUCCAGCCAGAUUCACGCCAGUGGCUCAAGCGAGGGGUUACAUGCAGUACCUUCUCCAGUGUCUCCUACCAACCACCCAUCAUCUCUUUCUGUCUGAGUCAGGGGAGCAGAAUGCAUGACUUGAUCAAGAGCACCAAGAAGUUUGCAGUUCACAUCCUGGCUCAAGACCAGAUACACCACGGAAUCCACUUCUCUAAACCUGCUCCCAAUGGCGAAUGCCAGUUUGACAAUGUGCCACAUGUACAAGGAGAGGAGGGAUUACCCAUCAUCCUGGGCUCGCUGGCCGUGCUGCUUUGUGACUCUCACACCUACCACGGCGUAGGCGACCACACAGUCUGGUAUGGGAAUGUGACCGGGGUCAGCGUGUCGGAGACCCUUCAGGAGCCCCUCAUCUAUUUCACUCGCAAAUUCCGAUCUGUUGGAGACGAGAUUUUUCUCUCCGCAUUUGAAGGCACGACCUUACCCUUUGAGGAGUGGACCCAUGAGGCGCAUGUACGCAUGGCAUGGAACUACAUCCGGGAACAUGGCAAGGAGGGAGCUGUCCCCUACAUCAAGUUAGGCAUCCAAAAGUUCAAUGAAAAGAACCGUGACAAGAUCACCACAGGCUACCAUGAGACCAUCACCAUGUUCUUCAUCCACCUGGUGUCUGAUGCCAUUGUACAGAGCGUGCAUGCUAAUGAGACAUUUGAGGAAUUCCUGUCAAGCAACCCGCAUCUGGUAGACAAACAGUUGUUGAUGGACUACUACAGCCCCGAGACUCUGAAAAGCGAGGCAGCACGUUACAGGUUUAUACGUCCAGACAAGAAGAGUUUGCCAGGAUAGCUUCGAUCCAGUAUAGACUACUAGUACUAGAGUGCCAUGAGCUGUACCACAGAGUUUCAUGUGUUGUAGAUCAGAGUCAGAAUGUCAUUUUGCAAUAUGCUAGAAAGCUGUGUGUUGUAUACCAGUGUCAUGUGUUGUGUGCCAGAUGGAGUUAUGUGUCAUAUGCGAAAGAGUGGUCAUAUAUUGUACAGUACGCCAGACAAUGUGUAAAAAGUAUCGUGUGCUGUGCACCAUGGAGUGUCAUUUUACCCCAGAAAGUUACAACUGAAAUUAUUUGUACAUCAGAGAGUGUCAUGUGUUGUAUGCCAGAGAGUAGCCAUGUGUUCGUGAUCAGAGGUACAUGUACCUCUGAUGUCUGGAGGAGAUGGGCGUGACUAAGCUGAUAACUGAAACUGAUAAUGUUUUAAUUGACCAGAGUUACUUUUCUUACCAAAUGAGUGCCCCAGCCAUGCCUCUGUUUCUUCGGUGGAGCACCAUCUCAUGGGACUGAGGAACCUGCCAUAUCCUGUAUAAGUGCCUCUGCACGGGCAAGUGCUCUGGCGUGGUUUGCUUCUUCUUUCCUAUGAAACAUCUAUCAUCCUUACCUCCCCUUCUUCUUU
This is a messenger RNA of Aplysia californica (California sea hare), 1916 nucleotides long. RefSeq lists its product as uncharacterized. Lineage: Eukaryota; Metazoa; Mollusca; Gastropoda; Aplysiida; Aplysiidae. The record is from RefSeq and is a predicted model, not a curated record. Gene Ontology annotation, molecular function: FMN binding; riboflavin reductase (NADPH) activity. The coding region runs from base 181 to 1317 and encodes 378 amino acids. The transcript is spliced from 11 exons.